UUUCAAGUACGAUAAUUUUUAACGAAGUUACGAUUAUUUGAAGUUGUGCGAAAUUUUGAUAUAAAUGAGUGUUGCGAUAAUUUUGUUGCCCAGUGUAUUAACAAAUAUAUUUUUGUCUUGCUUUCUUUAAUCAGUCUUUUAUAAUAGCAUCACAGUCAAUAUUGUUCAUAUUUUUGUUCUCUAUGUAUAGCAACGAAAGCGCUAGAGAAAGAAAGAAUUAGUCUGGUUUGCCCCACAGUCGAUCUUCAUAAGUAAUUUUUUAUCCGUUUUAAUGUGGAAAACGAUCUCUCUGCAGAGGCAUUGGAUAAUGGGCUUAUUAAAUAAAUUUCCAGUAAAGUAAUGAUAUUAGGAAAUGUUAACUUAACACUUUGCGUUUGCUCUAAUUUUUUAUAAACAUUUUUCAAGUUUUGGGUCGGGUCCUCCCAGCGACCAGGCUUUGAGGCGUGCGCCUCAUAUGCCUCAUGUAUAAUCCAUCACUGGUUUCCAUGUUCAUUUGUUCAAAUAAAAUACGCAGCUUCAUGCGCGAUCAUGUCCGCAGACUGUGAGUUCUAUUUUGUUUCUAAGUUCAUUUGUUCAUACGCGACAAAUACGUGGAUCCAUACGCGAAUCGUUCUCUGUCACUGGCGAGUUCUCGCGGAACGUUCGUCUAUAACGAGUGUUGAUCUACACCAGUCAUUCGCGCUACUAUUUAAUUAUUUUAGAGGUGUAUUAAACUUUAAGAUUUUUAUAUUAAUAUAUAAAUGCAUACUUCUAAGCGGAGUGAACAGUUCGGUACGCUGUUUAAAGCGUAUAGAAAAAGAUAUCCUGAUAAAAUAGGAGACUUUUGUCAAAAAGAAGUGACGAAGAUAUGGAAGGAUACAAAAAAUGCAAAUAAGUGUGAAGCCGAGUUCGAUAAUUGUAUCUCGGCUUUGAUCACAAAUUAUGAAGAGCAUAUAACAAAACAAAAAGCACGUAAUAUAUUAUCGUUUUUUCAAAAGGUAAGUAUUGAAGCUCUUUUUCCAAAAAUAAUCCGCAAUAGUUACAGUGACAUUUUUUUCUGUAAUUGUAAAAGAUAUGAAGCUGAAAAAAAUGUGAACUGGAAUAAAUUACUUCAUGUGAGAUUUAAGAAUUUUUUAUUAGUUAAAAAUAUGUUUUUUCGGUGUUAACAUUAUAAAAAUUUCUUUAGCCCUCAUGUUGUUAGUUACCUAAAUGUAUCUAUACCAAUUUCAUACAAAUAAAAAUGAGUUGUCAAGGUUUGAUCUAAUUUUCGAUCUCAGAUUUAUCAAAAUUUUAGGGUUAUUUAAAAAUUAUCUUUUAAUCCCAAUUAGAACUAGAGUUAUGAAAAUUCAUUUUUCGACGCUAAACCUUUUAUUAAUUAAAUAAAAAAAUUAAUGAAUAAUAUAAAAGUACUUUUUUAAUUUUCUAUAUGCUUAUUCGAACAAUAUAGAGCUCGCAGAUUUAAAUAAAUAUUUUAAAACUUUAUAUAAAUAAUUUAAAAACCAUUUAUUUCAAAAAUUAUCGAAAUUCAUUCAUUAUAAACAAAAUUAGUUAUUUCUAAAAUAUUAUAUAAAAUUGUAUUUUUUAAAUCAAGAGACGCGCCUAUGUCUCUCUCUUUGUCUCUUCUCUAAAUGAACGAGCGAGAGAACCGACCGCCGCCUCUUUUACGCGAAUCAGUGAGUUCAAGCAUACCGAGAUUAUCAGAUCUCAGUAACGGCUAAACCGAUCAAGUUCUGAGUAGUCUCAAUCGAUAGCUUGGGGUCGAAUUGUAUAAUAAAAGUGAUUUUAUUUUUUCUCUCCGUGCCCUACAAGCGGAGAUAUCGCAAUGCAAAUUCUAAGUUUUUGAUAUUUUGAUGUAAGAGACGUCAUUGUCAUUGUCGACCUCAAGAAUUCUCCCUUUCACAUUUUCGAUUAUUUUAGACUCCGCCUGCUGCAGUGUCUAGUGUAGCUCCUUCGUCUAGCGGUGCAUCGCUUGCUCAGACAACAUCUUGCGCUUAUCUCGCAGCAAGAGAAACUAUAGACAAUACAGAUAAUAAAGACGAUGUAGAUGACCAUGAAAUCGAUGCAGCCUCUUCAUUAGUAUCAAGGAAAUACUCGACACCCGGGCAAGAGGCUGCGGCAAAGAAUAUCAUGGUCUUGGAAAAGCGAUUAAAUUCUCUGCUUUUAGCUCGCGACUCAUUUCACUCUAGCGACAUCGAGGAUGAAAUUAAAAAAAUUAAAAAAACGCUAGAAGAAGCAAGAUUUGAAAAGAAAGAAGAGAUUUGAAAAGAAAGAAGAGUAAUGCUGCCUAUCAAAAAAGCACCGUGAUAAUAAGAAGGCGAAAAUGAGCGAAAUAUGCACGGAAUUUCCUGUGGUGAAAGUGAAAUUGCACCAGCGAGACAGGGUUGGCAGACCCCGAAUAGAAGAGAAUCAGCCACUCCUCCUGAAAACUAUCAUCGACAUUGCGAUGUUUGGCAGUGCUGCGGAUGACCGAAGGCGCUCCGAUAUAAUUCGUAGCAUCAAAACUCUUGAUGAACUUCAUGAGGAGUUGCUUAAACUAGGUUUUUCAUUUAGCAGAUAUAUAAUAUAAACUCUAUUCUUAAAUGACUUUCUUGAAUUUUAUCCAGACUGAAAUUAAUAUUUACAAAAAUCUUAAUCCCUUUAUAUUAGAUCCGCAACCUAUCUACGACUCUUGCCUAAAAACUCACGCACUCUAGAGGGACAGCGUCAUGUGAAAACGGUGCCCGUAAGACUUACUCGCGCACAAACAGACUUGCAUCGUAAGCACGUGGAUAGCCCUUUUGCCACGGCCUCCAUAAGAUAUCUAGAAUGCCUUGCUUCUCUUCUUGGUCCGUCGCAAGUGUGUUUUAUUUCACAGGACGAUAAGGCCCGAGUGCCGAUAGGAUUAACAGCAGCAAACAAACAAGCUCCACUAUUAAUGCAUGUCGAGUACCGUGUAUCAUUACCCGACCAUGAUUGGGUGGUAGCAGCGAGACACAAACUUAUACCUUCUGUUUACGCUGGAAUAUGCAUUAGCUCUAAACAAAUGGGCUGUCCUAAAGCUGUGGGCUAUUCGGGUCCGACUUUUAUAGCCAUCAGAAGUGGCAAGCAUUCCUCGUCCACAGCAUCCACCCACGCACGGGAUUUGCACGCACUUCUAGAUCUGGAGGCGUUUCAUGCAUUAGCAAGAACAGAGGAGGGCAGUGUGAAGCCAGUUUUGAUUUUAACUGUAGAUGGCGGACCGGAUGAGAACCCGCGCUACAGCAAGGUGAUUGCCCAUGCUAUCAGCUAUUUAAAAAAAUAUAAUUUAGAUGCUAUAUUUGUUGCCACAAACGCACCAGUUAAAAUACAAUAUUUUGUGAAUAAAGUUACUUUUAAUUUUUACGACAUUCCGAGCUUAUAUAUUUUAUUAUUGGUAAAAAAUUCUUAUAGGCAGAAGCGCCUUUAACCGAGUAGAACGUUGCAUGGCUCCCUUGACCCAUGAACUUGCUGGUCUUAUUUUGCCCCAUGACAAAUUUGGGACACAUCUCAAUGUACAGGGGAAGACUGUCGAUAAAGAACUGGAGCUCAAAAACUUUGAAUAUGCUGGUCGAGCUCUAGCAGAGGUAUGGAGCAGCCUAACAAUCGAUGGACAUCCAGUGCACGCACAGUAUGUUCCUCCAGGGGAAAAGCUUGAUACCUCCGAAGAAUGUGAUGCUAAAUGGUACAGCCGUCAUGUCCGAGAAAGCCAGUAUUUGCUUCAGAUUGUGAAGUGUAACUCGCAUGAUUGUUGUUCCAUUACUCGGAGUGGGUUAAAAAGGGUGCUGUCAGAAGGAUUUCUUCCCCUUUCAAUUCGAGUGACGCAAACAACGCAUGAUUUAGUCGUCACCGAGAAUGAAACAGAUGGGAGUUUCUUAGAUUUGAUGACUCGUAUCUCUCUCAAACUGAAUCCCGAUUCAAGAGGUUUUUUGCAGGUUCCAUAUGAUCUUUUUUGCCAAUCCAUAAAAUCGCAAUUGGAUGGGCGUAUUUGCAAAACGUGUGGCUUGUACCAUGCUUCAAAAAAAUCUUUAUUACAUCAUUCGAAGCAUGUGCAUUUCCAGAAAGAGGAUGCACAUGCUUCGAAUAAUGUAAUAAAGAUCAGAAUAGCUGCUCGACGCAGUGGAGAAGUUCUCUGCGUCAUCAAAGAUCCUGUAUUGGGGUGUGAAGAUACAGAGUGGAUGGAAGAAACAGAAGUAGAGGCAGAUAGUAACAGCGACUCGCACUUUAUUGAUCAGGAGGAUAUUGUGAUAAAUAAUAUGAGUAAUUGGUUGAGAGGACCAUUUGAAAAUGACGAUUGAGUGUUGAUAAUUACAAUUAAAUGAAAUAAAAGAUUUUAUUAAUUUUGCCAAUAACAUAUUGUAUUCUUAUAAUUCUCACAAUAUUUUAAGGAUAUGUAUUUUGCACACUGAUACUAUAUCCUCUCUACUCUCAGUUAUUUAAAGAAUCAUAUAGUUGCGUUGAAAACAAAAAAAAAAA
Solenopsis invicta (red fire ant) is the source of this 4449-nucleotide messenger RNA. RefSeq lists its product as uncharacterized. The transcript is spliced from 2 exons. NCBI's taxonomy places the organism in Eukaryota, Metazoa, Arthropoda, Insecta, Hymenoptera, Formicidae. Bases 3420 to 4271 code for a protein of 283 amino acids. The record is from RefSeq and is a predicted model, not a curated record.